AUGCUGCUGAUUGGCCGCAGACCUGCCGUGUUUGUUUCCCACACCAGCCUGUCUGACAUGCUUUGUGCAUCGCCAUGGAAACUGCUGCUCACUCUGCUGUCUGGCCAUCGCCAUGGCAACUGCGGCCGCCCGCCUCCCUCCGCCUGGAUGCAUGUGUCUCCAUGGCAACAGGGUGACCACGACUCUGUGAAGCUGAUCAAGUUAGCUGACGACACCACCCUCAUUGGACUCAUCUCCAACAACAAUGAGUCCGCCUACAGGAGGGAGGUGGACCGGCUGGUGUCCUGGUGCAGUGGUAACAACCUGGAGCUGAACGCCCAGAAGACAGUGGAGAUGAUUGUGGACUUCAGGAAGAGCACUGUCCCCCCGCCCCCACCCUCCGUGAUGGACUCCCCCAUCACCUCUGUGGAGUCCUUCCGUUUCCUGGGCACCACCAUCACCCAGGACCUCAAGUGGGAGCCGACCAUCAGCUCCCUCAUCAAGAAGGCCCAGCAGAGGAUGUACUUCCUGCGGCAGCUCAGGAAAGCCAAGCUGCCUGCACAGAUGUUGGUGCAGUUCUACACGGCCAUCAUCGAGUCCAUCCUCACCUCCUCCAUCAGCUCCUCCAUCAGCUCCUCCAUCACCUCCUCCAGCACCUCCUCCGUCACCUCCUCCAGCACCUCCUCCGUCACCUCCUCUAUCACCUCCUCCAUCACCUCCUCCAUCACCGUGUGGUUCGCUGGAGCCACAGUCAGGGACAAACAGAGACUACAGCGCAUUGUGCGCUCUGCAGAGGAAGUGAUCGGCCGCAGCCUUCCAUCGCUGCAGGACCUGUACGUCGCCCGAGCUCGAGGCCGGGCUGGUCCCCUGAAGCCGAUCCAGUCUGUCUACAAACAGGCGUUAAAAGCCCUGAAGCCGAUCCAGUCUGUCUACAAACAGGCGUUAAAAGCCCUGAAGCCGAUCCAGUCUGUCUACAAACAGGCGUUAAAAGCCCUGAAGCCGAUCCAGUCUGUCUACAAACAGGCGUUAAAAGUCCUGAAGCCUAUCCAGUCUGUCUACAAACAGGCCUUAAAAGCCCUGAAGCCGAUCCAGUCUGUCUACAAACAGGCGUUAAAAGCCCUGAAGCCUAUCCAGUCUGUCUACAAACAGGCGUUAAAAGCCCUGAAGCCGAUCCAGUCUGUCUACAAACAGGCGUUAAAAGUCCUGAAGCCAAUCCAGUCUGUCUACAAACAGGCGUUAAAAGCCCUGAAGCCGAAUCCAGCGUUAAAAGUCCUGAAGCCUAUCCAGUCUGUCUACAAACAGGCGUUAAAAGUCCUGAAGCCGAUCCAGUCUGUCUACAAACAGGCGUUAAAAGCCCUGAAGCCUAUCCAGUCUGUCUACAAACAGGCGUUAAAAGCCCUGAAGCCGAUCCAGUCUGUCUACAAACAGGCGUUAAAAGUCCUGAAGCCGAUCCAGUCUGUCUACAAACAGGCGUUAAAAGUCCUGAAGCCUAUCCAGUCUGUCUACAAACAGGCGUUAAAAGCCCUGAAGCCGAUCCAGUCUGUCUACAAACAGGUGUUAAAAGCCCUGAAGCCUAUCCAGUCUGUCUACAAACAGGCGUUAAAAGUCCUGAAGCCGAUCCAGUCUGUCUACAAACAGGCCUUAAAAGCCCUGAAGCCGAUCCAGUCUGUCUACAAACAGGCGUUAAAAGCCCUGAAGCCGAUCCAGUCUGUCUACAAACAGGCGUUAAAAGCCCUGAAGCCGAUCCAGUCUGUCUACAAACAGGCGUUAAAAGCCCUGAAGCCGAUCCAGUCUGUCUACAAACAGGCGUUAAAAGCCCUGAAGCCGAUCCAGUCUGUCUACAAACAGGCGUUAAAAGUCCUGAAGCCGAUCCAGUCUGUCUACAAACAGGCCUUAAAAGUCCUGAAGCCUAUCCAGUCUGUCUACAAACAGGCGUUAAAAGCCCUGAAGCCGAUCCAGUCUGUCUACAAACAGGCGUUAAAAGCCCUGAAGCCGAUCCAGUCUGUCUACAAACAGGCGUUAAAAGCCCUGAAGCCGAUCCAGUCUGUCUACAAACAGGCGUUAAAAGUCCUGAAGCCGAUCCAGUCUGUCUACAAACAGGCCUUAAAAGUCCUGAAGCCUAUCCAGUCUGUCUACAAACAGGCGUUAAAAGCCCUGAAGCCGAUCCAGUCUGUCUACAAACAGGUGUUAAAAGCCCUGAAGCCUAUCCAGUCUGUCUACAAACAGGCGUUAAAAGCCCUGAAGCCUAUCCAGUCUGUCUACAAACAGGUGUUAAAAGCCUUGAAGCCGAUCCAGUCUGUCUACAAACAGGUGUUAAAAGCCCUGAAGCCGAUCCAGUCUGUCUACAAACAGGCCUUAAAAGCCCUGAAGCCGAUCCAGUCUGUCUACAAACAGGCCUUAAAAGUCCUGAAGCCGAUCCAGUCUGUCUACAAACAGGUGUUAAAAGCCCUGAAGCCUAUCCAGUCUGUCUACAAACAGGUGUUAAAAGCCCUGAAGCCUAUCCAGUCUGUCUACAAACAGGCGUUAAAAGCCCUGAAGCCGAUCCAGUCUGUCUACAAACAGGCCUUAAAAGCCCUGAAGCCUAUCCAGUCUGUCUACAAACAGGCGUUAAAAGCCCUGAAGCCGAUCCAGUCUGUCUACAAACAGGCCUUAAAAGCCCUGAAGCCUAUCCAGUCUGUCUACAAACAGGUGUUAAAAGCCCUGAAGCCUAUCCAGUCUGUCUACAAACAGGCGUUAAAAGCCCUGAAGCCUAUCCAGUCUGUCUACAAACAGGCGUUAAAAGCCCUGAAGCCGAUCCAGUCUGUCUACAAACAGGCGUUAAAAGCCCUGAAGCCUAUCCAGUCUGUCUACAAACAGGCGUUAAAAGCCUUGAAGCCGAUCCAGUCUGUCUACAAACAGGUGUUAAAAGCCCUGAAGCCUAUCCAGUCUGUCUACAAACAGGCGUUAAAAGCCCUGAAGCCUAUCCAGUCUGUCUACAAACAGGCGUUAAAAGCCCUGAAGCCGAUCCAGUCUGUCUACAAACAGGCGUUAAAAGCCCUGAAGCCUAUCCAGUCUGUCUACAAACAGGCGUUAAAAGCCCUGAAGCCGAUCCAGUCUGUCUACAAACAGGCGUUAAAAGCCCUGAAGCCUAUCCAGUCUGUCUACAAACAGGUGUUAAAAGCCCUGAAGCCUAUCCAGUCUGUCUACAAACAGGCCUUAAAAGCCCUGAAGCCGAUCCAGUCUGUCUACAAACAGGUGUUAAAAGUCCUGAAGCCUAUCCAGUCUGUCUACAAACAGGCCUUAAAAGCCCUGAAGCCGAUCCAGUCUGUCUACAAACAGGCGUUAAAAGCCCUGAAGCCUAUCCAGUCUGUCUACAAACAGGCCUUAAAAGUCCUGAAGCCUAUCCAGUCUGUCUACAAACAGGCGUUAAAAGCCCUGAAGCCUAUCCAGUCUGUCUACAAACAGGCGUUAAAAGUCCUGAAGCCGAUCCAGUCUGUCUACAAACAGGCGUUAAAAGUCCUGAAGCCUAUCCAGUCUGUCUACAAACAGGCCUUAAAAGUCCUGAAGCCUAUCCAGUCUGUCUACAAACAGGCGUUAAAAGCCCUGAAGCCUAUCCAGUCUGUCUACAAACAGGCGUUAAAAGUCCUGAAGCCGAUCCAGUCUGUCUACAAACAGGCCUUAAAAGCCCUGAAGCCUAUCCAGUCUGUCUACAAACAGGCCUUAAAAGCCCUGAAGCCGAUCCAGUCUGUCUACAAACAGGCGUUAAAAGUCCUGAAGCCUAUCCAGUCUGUCUACAAACAGGCGUUAAAAGCCCUGAAGCCUAUCCAGUCUGUCUACAAACAGGCCUUAAAAGCCCUGAAGCCUAUCCAGUCUGUCUACAAACAGGCGUUAAAAGCCCUGAAGCCUAUCCAGUCUGUCUACAAACAGGCGUUAAAAGUCCUGAAGCCUAUCCAGUCUGUCUACAAACAGGCCUUAAAAGCCCUGAAGCCUAUCCAGUCUGUCUACAAACAGGCGUUAAAAGCCCUGAAGCCGAUCCAGUCUGUCUACAAACAGGCGUUAAAAGCCCUGAAGCCUAUCCAGUCUGUCUACAAACAGGCGUUAAAAGUCCUGAAGCCUAUCCAGUCUGUCUACAAACAGGCGUUAAAAGUCCUGAAGCCUAUCCAGUCUGUCUACAAACAGGCGUUAAAAGUCCUGAAGCCGAUCCAGUCUGUCUACAAACAGGCGUUAAAAGUCCUGAAGCCUAUCCAGUCUGUCUACAAACAGGCCUUAAAAGCCCUGAAGCCUAUCCAGUCUGUCUACAAACAGGCCUUAAAAGCCCUGAAGCCUAUCCAGUCUGUCUACAAACAGGCGUUAAAAGCCCUGAAGCCUAUCCAGUCUGUCUACAAACAGGCGUUAAAAGCCCUGAAGCCUAUCCAGUCUGUCUACAAACAGGCCUUAAAAGCCCUGAAGCCGAUCCAGUCUGUCUACAAACAGGCGUUAAAAGCCCUGAAGCCUAUCCAGUCUGUCUACAAACAGGCCUUAAAAGCCCUGAAGCCGAUCCAGUCUGUCUACAAACAGGCCUUAAAAGUCCUGAAGCCGAUCCAGUCUGUCUACAAACAGGCCUUAAAAGUCCUGAAGCCUAUCCAGUCUGUCUACAAACAGGCCUUAAAAGCCCUGAAGCCUAUCCAGUCUGUCUACAAACAGGCCUUAAAAGCCUUAAAAGCCCUGAAGCCUAUCCAGUCUGUCUACAAACAGGCCUUAAAAGUCCUGAAGCCUAUCCAGUCUGUCUACAAACAGGCCUUAAAAGCCCUGAAGCCUAUCCAGUCUGUCUACAAACAGGCCUUAAAAGCCCUGAAGCCUAUCCAGUCUGUCUACAAACAGGCCUUAAAAGUCCUGAAGCCUAUCCAGUCUGUCUACAAACAGGCCUUAAAAGUCCUGAAGCCUAUCCAGUCUGUCUACAAACAGGCCUUAAAAGUCCUGAAGCCUAUCCAGUCUGUCUACAAACAGGCCUUAAAAGUCCUGAAGCCUAUCCAGUCUGUCUACAAACAGGCCUUAAAAGCCCUGAAGCCUAUCCAGUCUGUCUACAAACAGGCCUUAAAAGUCCUGAAGCCGAUCCAGUCUGUCUACAAACAGGCCUUAAAAGUCCUGAAGCCGAUCCAGUCUGUCUACAAACAGGCCUUAAAAGUCCUGAAGCCUAUCCAGUCUGUCUACAAACAGGCCUUAAAAGCCCUGAAGCCGAUCCAGUCUGUCUACAAACAGGCGUUAAAAGCCCUGAAGCCGAUCCAGUCUGUCUACAAACAGGCGUUAAAAGUCCUGAAGCCGAUCCAGUCUGUCUACAAACAGGUGUUAAAAGCCCUGAAGCCGAUCCAGUCUGUCUACAAACAGGCGUUAAAAGCCCUGAAGCCUAUCCAGUCUGUCUACAAACAGGUUUUAAAAGCCCUGAAGCCUAUCCAGUCUGUCUACAAACAGGCGUUAAAAGUCCUGAAGCCGAUCCAGUCUGUCUACAAACAGGCCUUAAAAGCCCUGAAGCCGAUCCAGUCUGUCUACAAACAGGUAUUAAAAGCCCUGAAGCCUAUCCAGUCUGUCUACAAACAGGUUUUAAAAGCCCUGAAGCCUAUCCAGUCUGUCUACAAACAGGCGUUAAAAGCCCUGAAGCCUAUCCAGUCUGUCUACAAACAGGCGUUAAAAGUCCUGAAGCCGAUCCAGUCUGUCUACAAACAGGCCUUAAAAGCCCUGAAGCCGAUCCAGUCUGUCUACAAACAGGUAUUAAAAGCCCUGAAGCCUAUCCAGUCUGUCUACAAACAGGUGUUAAAAGCCCUGAAGCCUAUCCAGUCUGUCUACAAACAGGCCUUAAAAGCCCUGAAGCCUAUCCAGUCUGUCUACAAACAGGCGUUAAAAGCCCUGAAGCCUAUCCAGUCUGUCUACAAACAGGUGUUAAAAGCCCUGAAGCCGAUCCAGUCUGUCUACAAACAGGUGUUAAAAGCCCUGAAGCCGAUCCAGUCUGUCUACAAACAGGCGUUAAAAGUCCUGAAGCCGAUCCAGUCUGUCUACAAACAGGCGUUAAAAGCCCUGAAGCCUAUCCAGUCUGUCUACAAACAGGCGUUAAAAGCCCUGAAGCCUAUCCAGUCUGUCUACAAACAGGCGUUAAAAGUCCUGAAGCCGAUCCAGUCUGUCUACAAACAGGCGUUAAAAGCCCUGAAGCCUAUCCAGUCUGUCUACAAACAGGCGUUAAAAGCCCUGAAGCCGAUCCAGUCUGUCUACAAACAGGCGUUAAAAGCCCUGAAGCCUAUCCAGUCUGUCUACAAACAGGCGUUAAAAGCCCUGAAGCCUAUCCAGUCUGUCUACAAACAGGCGUUAAAAGUCCUGAAGCCGAUCCAGUCUGUCUACAAACAGGCGUUAAAAGCCCUGAAGCCUAUCCAGUCUGUCUACAAACAGGCGUUAAAAGUCCUGAAGCCGAUCCAGUCUGUCUACAAACAGGCGUUAAAAGCCCUGAAGCCGAUCCAGUCUGUCUACAAACAGGCGUUAAAAGUCCUGAAGCCUAUCCAGUCUGUCUACAAACAGGCGUUAAAAGCCCUGAAGCCGAUCCAGUCUGUCUACAAACAGGCGUUAAAAGUCCUGAAGCCUAUCCAGUCUGUCUACAAACAGGCCUUAAAAGCCCUGAAGCCGAUCCAGUCUGUCUACAAACAGGCGUUAAAAGCCCUGAAGCCUAUCCAGUCUGUCUACAAACAGGCGUUAAAAGCCCUGAAGCCGAUCCAGUCUGUCUACAAACAGGCGUUAAAAGUCCUGAAGCCAAUCCAGUCUGUCUACAAACAGGCGUUAAAAGCCCUGAAGCCGAUCCAGUCUGUCUACAAACAGGCGUUAAAAGCCCUGAAGCCGAUCCAGUCUGUCUACAAACAGGCGUUAAAAGCCCUGAAGCCGAUCCAGUCUGUCUACAAACAGGCGUUAAAAGUCCUGAAGCCGAUCCAGUCUGUCUACAAACAGGUGUUAAAAGCCCUGAAGCCGAUCCAGUCUGUCUACAAACAGGCGUUAAAAGCCCUGAAGCCUAUCCAGUCUGUCUACAAACAGGUUUUAAAAGCCCUGAAGCCUAUCCAGUCUGUCUACAAACAGGCGUUAAAAGCCCUGAAGCCGAUCCAGUCUGUCUACAAACAGGCCUUAAAAGCCCUGAAGCCGAUCCAGUCUGUCUACAAACAGGUAUUAAAAGCCCUGAAGCCUAUCCAGUCUGUCUACAAACAGGUUUUAAAAGCCCUGAAGCCUAUCCAGUCUGUCUACAAACAGGCGUUAAAAGCCCUGAAGCCUAUCCAGUCUGUCUACAAACAGGCGUUAAAAGUCCUGAAGCCGAUCCAGUCUGUCUACAAACAGGCCUUAAAAGCCCUGAAGCCGAUCCAGUCUGUCUACAAACAGGCGUUAAAAGCCCUGAAGCCUAUCCAGUCUGUCUACAAACAGGUGUUAAAAGCCCUGAAGCCGAUCCAGUCUGUCUACAAACAGGCCUUAAAAGCCCUGAAGCCUAUCCAGUCUGUCUACAAACAGGCCUUAAAAGCCCUGAAGCCUAUCCAGUCUGUCUACAAACAGGCGUUAAAAGUCCUGAAGCCGAUCCAGUCUGUCUACAAACAGGCGUUAAAAGCCCUGAAGCCUAUCCAGUCUGUCUACAAACAGGCGUUAAAAGCCCUGAAGCCUAUCCAGUCUGUCUACAAACAGGCGUUAAAAGUCCUGAAGCCGAUCCAGUCUGUCUACAAACAGGCGUUAAAAGCCCUGAAGCCUAUCCAGUCUGUCUACAAACAGGCGUUAAAAGCCCUGAAGCCGAUCCAGUCUGUCUACAAACAGGCGUUAAAAGCCCUGAAGCCUAUCCAGUCUGUCUACAAACAGGCGUUAAAAGCCCUGAAGCCUAUCCAGUCUGUCUACAAACAGGCGUUAAAAGUCCUGAAGCCGAUCCAGUCUGUCUACAAACAGGCGUUAAAAGCCCUGAAGCCUAUCCAGUCUGUCUACAAACAGGCGUUAAAAGUCCUGAAGCCGAUCCAGUCUGUCUACAAACAGGCGUUAAAAGCCCUGAAGCCGAUCCAGUCUGUCUACAAACAGGCGUUAAAAGUCCUGAAGCCUAUCCAGUCUGUCUACAAACAGGCGUUAAAAGCCCUGAAGCCGAUCCAGUCUGUCUACAAACAGGCGUUAAAAGUCCUGAAGCCUAUCCAGUCUGUCUACAAACAGGCCUUAAAAGCCCUGAAGCCGAUCCAGUCUGUCUACAAACAGGCGUUAAAAGCCCUGAAGCCUAUCCAGUCUGUCUACAAACAGGCGUUAAAAGCCCUGAAGCCGAUCCAGUCUGUCUACAAACAGGCGUUAAAAGUCCUGAAGCCAAUCCAGUCUGUCUACAAACAGGCGUUAAAAGCCCUGAAGCCGAUCCAGUCUGUCUACAAACAGGCGUUAAAAGCCCUGAAGCCGAUCCAGUCUGUCUACAAACAGGCGUUAAAAGUCCUGAAGCCUAUCCAGUCUGUCUACAAACAGGCGUUAAAAGUCCUGAAGCCGAUCCAGUCUGUCUACAAACAGGCGUUAAAAGCCCUGAAGCCUAUCCAGUCUGUCUACAAACAGGCGUUAAAAGCCCUGAAGCCGAUCCAGUCUGUCUACAAACAGGCGUUAAAAGUCCUGAAGCCGAUCCAGUCUGUCUACAAACAGGCGUUAAAAGUCCUGAAGCCUAUCCAGUCUGUCUACAAACAGGCGUUAAAAGCCCUGAAGCCGAUCCAGUCUGUCUACAAACAGGUGUUAAAAGCCCUGAAGCCUAUCCAGUCUGUCUACAAACAGGCGUUAAAAGUCCUGAAGCCGAUCCAGUCUGUCUACAAACAGGCCUUAAAAGCCCUGAAGCCGAUCCAGUCUGUCUACAAACAGGCGUUAAAAGCCCUGAAGCCGAUCCAGUCUGUCUACAAACAGGCGUUAAAAGCCCUGAAGCCGAUCCAGUCUGUCUACAAACAGGCGUUAAAAGCCCUGAAGCCGAUCCAGUCUGUCUACAAACAGGCGUUAAAAGCCCUGAAGCCGAUCCAGUCUGUCUACAAACAGGCGUUAAAAGUCCUGAAGCCGAUCCAGUCUGUCUACAAACAGGCCUUAAAAGUCCUGAAGCCUAUCCAGUCUGUCUACAAACAGGCGUUAAAAGCCCUGAAGCCGAUCCAGUCUGUCUACAAACAGGCGUUAAAAGCCCUGAAGCCGAUCCAGUCUGUCUACAAACAGGCGUUAAAAGCCCUGAAGCCGAUCCAGUCUGUCUACAAACAGGCGUUAAAAGUCCUGAAGCCGAUCCACCCGAAGCCGAUCCAGUCUGUCUACAAACAGGUGUUAAAAGCCCUGAAGCCUAUCCAGUCUGUCUACAAACAGGCGUUAAAAGCCCUGAAGCCUAUCCAGUCUGUCUACAAACAGGUGUUAAAAGCCCUGAAGCCUAUCCAGUCUGUCUACAAACAGGCGUUAAAAGCCCUGAAGCCUAUCCAGUCUGUCUACAAACAGGUGUUAAAAGCCUUGAAGCCGAUCCAGUCUGUCUACAAACAGGCCUUAAAAGUCCUGAAGCCGAUCCAGUCUGUCUACAAACAGGUGUUAAAAGCCCUGAAGCCUAUCCAGUCUGUCUACAAACAGGUGUUAAAAGCCCUGAAGCCUAUCCAGUCUGUCUACAAACAGGCGUUAAAAGCCCUGAAGCCGAUCCAGUCUGUCUACAAACAGGCCUUAAAAGCCCUGAAGCCUAUCCAGUCUGUCUACAAACAGGCGUUAAAAGCCCUGAAGCCGAUCCAGUCUGUCUACAAACAGGCCUUAAAAGCCCUGAAGCCUAUCCAGUCUGUCUACAAACAGGUGUUAAAAGCCCUGAAGCCUAUCCAGUCUGUCUACAAACAGGCGUUAAAAGCCCUGAAGCCUAUCCAGUCUGUCUACAAACAGGCGUUAAAAGUCCUGAAGCCGAUCCAGUCUGUCUACAAACAGGCGUUAAAAGCCCUGAAGCCGAUCCAGUCUGUCUACAAACAGGCGUUAAAAGCCCUGAAGCCUAUCCAGUCUGUCUACAAACAGGCGUUAAAAGCCUUGAAGCCGAUCCAGUCUGUCUACAAACAGGUGUUAAAAGCCCUGAAGCCUAUCCAGUCUGUCUACAAACAGGCGUUAAAAGCCCUGAAGCCUAUCCAGUCUGUCUACAAACAGGCGUUAAAAGCCCUGAAGCCGAUCCAGUCUGUCUACAAACAGGCGUUAAAAGCCCUGAAGCCGAUCCAGUCUGUCUACAAACAGGCGUUAAAAGCCCUGAAGCCUAUCCAGUCUGUCUACAAACAGGUGUUAAAAGCCCUGAAGCCGAUCCAGUCUGUCUACAAACAGGCGUUAAAAGCCCUGAAGCCUAUCCAGUCUGUCUACAAACAGGCGUUAAAAGCCCUGAAGCCGAUCCAGUCUGUCUACAAACAGGCGUUAAAAGCCCUGAAGCCUAUCCAGUCUGUCUACAAACAGGCGUUAAAAGCCCUGAAGCCGAUCCAGUCUGUCUACAAACAGGCGUUAAAAGCCCUGAAGCCUAUCCAGUCUGUCUACAAACAGGUGUUAAAAGCCCUGAAGCCGAUCCAGUCUGUCUACAAACAGGCGUUAAAAGCCCUGAAGCCUAUCCAGUCUGUCUACAAACAGGCGUUAAAAGCCCUGAAGCCGAUCCAGUCUGUCUACAAACAGGCGUUAAAAGCCCUGAAGCCAAUCCAGUCUGUCUACAAACAGGCGUUAAAAGUCCUGAAGCCUAUCCAGUCUGUCUACAAACAGGUGUUAAAAGCCCUGAAGCCUAUCCAGUCUGUCUACAAACAGGCCUUAAAAGCCCUGAAGCCGAUCCAGUCUGUCUACAAACAGGCGUUAAAAGUCCUGAAGCCGAUCCAGUCUGUCUACAAACAGGCCUUAAAAGCCCUGAAGCCGAUCCAGUCUGUCUACAAACAGGCCUUAAAAGUCCUGAAGCCUAUCCAGUCUGUCUACAAACAGGUGUUAAAAGCCCUGAAGCCUAUCCAGUCUGUCUACAAACAGGCGUUAAAAGUCCUGAAGCCUAUCCAGUCUGUCUACAAACAGGCCUUAAAAGUCCUGAAGCCGAUCCAGUCUGUCUACAAACAGGCCUUAAAAGUCCUGAAGCCGAUCCAGUCUGUCUACAAACAGGCGUUAAAAGCCCUGAAGCCGAUCCAGUCUGUCUACAAACAGGCCUUAAAAGUCCUGAAGCCGAUCCAGUCUGUCUACAAACAGGCGUUAAAAGCCCUGAAGCCGAUCCAGUCUGUCUACAAACAGGCGUUAAAAGCCCUGGAUAGGAAACCUUUCCACCACUGCAGCCUCUUCAAAUAUAAGAUGCUCAGCUGGGAAAACUUGGUUAAUACCACUGUGACCUCUGUCCCUCUGACCUCUGUCCCUCUGACCUCUGUCCCUCUGACCCCUGUCCCUCUGACCUCUGUCUAUCUGACCCCUGUCCCUCUGACCUCUGUCCCUCUGACCUCUGUCCCUCUGACCUCUGUCCCUCUGACCCCUGUCCCUCUGACCUCUGUCUAUCUGACCCCUGUCCCUCUGACCUCUGUCCCUCUGACCUCUGUCUAUCUGACCCCUGUCUAUCUGACCUCUGUCCCUCUGACCCCUGUCCAUCUGACCCCUGUCUAUCUGACCCCUGUCCCUCUGACCUCUGUCCCUCUGACCCCUGUCUAUCUGACCUCUGUCCCUCUGACCCCUGUCCAUCUGACCCCUGUCUAUCUGACCCCUGUCUAUCUGACCCCUGUCCCUCUGACCUCUGUCCCUCUGACCUCUGUCCCUCUGACCUCUGUCCCUCUGACCCCUGUCCCUCUGACCCCUGUCCCUCUGACCUCUGUCCCUCUGACCUCUGUCUAUCUGACCCCUGUCUAUCUGACCUCUGUCCCUCUGACCCCUGUCCAUCUGACCCCUGUCUAUCUGACCCCUGUCCCUCUGACCUCUGUCCCUCUGACCCCUGUCUAUCUGACCCCUGUCCCUCUGACCCCUGUCCCUCUGACCCCUGUCCCUCUGACCCCUGUCUAUCUGACCCCUGUCUAUCUGACCCCUGUCCCUCUGACCCCUGUCCCUCUGACCUCUGUCCCUCUGACCCCUGUCCCUCUGACCUCUGUCCCUCUGACCUCUGUCCCUCUGACCCCUGUCCCUCUGACCUCUGUCCCUCUGACCCCUGUCCAUCUGACCCCUGUCUAUCUGACCCCUGUCCCUCUGACCUCUGUCCCUCUGACCUCUGUCCCUCUGACCUCUGUCCCUCUGACCUCUGUCCCUCUGACCUCUGUCCCUCUGACCCCUGUCUAUCUGACCCCUGUCCCUCUGACCCCUGUCCCUCUGACCUCUGUCCCUCUGACCUCUGUCCCUCUGACCCCUGUCCCUCUGACCUCUGUCCCUCUGACCCCUGUCUAUCUGACCCCUGUCCCUCUGACCCCUGUCCCUCUGACCUCUGUCCCUCUGACCCCUGUCUAUCUGACCCCUGUCCCUCUGACCCCUGUCCCUCUGACCUCUGUCCCUCUGACCCCUGUCUAUCUGACCCCUGUCUAUCUGACCUCUGUCCCUCUGACCUCUGUCCCUCUGACCUCUGUCCCUCUGACCCCUGUCUAUCUGACCUCUGUCCCUCUGACCUCUGUCCCUCUGACCUCUGUUCCUCUGACCUCUGUCCCUCUGACCUCUGUCCCUCUGACCUCUGUCUAUCUGACCCCUGUCCCUCUGACCUCUGUCCCUCUGACCUCUGUCCCUCUGACCUCUGUCCCUCUGACCUCUGUCCCUCUGACCUCUGUCCCUCUGAUCCCUGUCUAUCUGACCCCUGUCCCUCUGACCCCUGUCCCUCUGACCUCUGUCCCUCUGACCUCUGUCCCUCUGACCUCUGUCCCUCUGACCUCUGUCCCUCUGACACCUGUCCCUCUGACCUCUGUCCCUCUGACCCCUGUCUAUCUGACCCCUGUCCCUCUGACCCCUGUCCCUCUGACCUCUGUCCCUCUGACCCCUGUCUAUCUGACCCCUGUCCCUCUGACCCCUGUCCCUCUGACCUCUGUCCCUCUGACCCCUGUCUAUCUGACCCCUGUCUAUCUGACCUCUGUCCCUCUGACCUCUGUCCCUCUGACCUCUGUCCCUCUGACCUCUGUCCCUCUGACCUCUGUCCCUCUGACCUCUGUCUAUCUGACCCCUGUCCCUCUGACCUCUGUCCCUCUGACCCCGGUCCCUCUGACUCCUGUCCCUCUGACCCCUGUUCCUCUGACCCCUGUCUAUCUGACCUCUGACCCCUGUCCCUCUGACCCCUACCCCAGUGGGCUGGAGGAGCAGGAGCGGGAGAGGAGGCGUCUGCUCCUGGAUAAGUUCCAGAAAGCUCCGUUUGAAGAGAUCGCUGCUCACUGCGAGUCCAAGGCCAACAUGCUCCAUGACAAACUGGCUCAGAUCUUUGAGCUCACCAUACGCCCGCCCCCCAGCCCCUCCGGAGUGAAUCCCUCCACAGGCCUCCCCCAGCACCAGUCUGUCCCUGUGUACGAGAUGAAGUUCCCCGACCUGUGUGUAUACUGA
Knipowitschia caucasica is the source of this 13428-nucleotide messenger RNA. The record is from the annotation of a GenBank genome assembly. NCBI's taxonomy places the organism in Eukaryota, Metazoa, Chordata, Actinopteri, Gobiiformes, Gobiidae.